Molecule: messenger RNA, 1990 nt
Organism: Oreochromis aureus
Lineage: Eukaryota; Metazoa; Chordata; Actinopteri; Cichliformes; Cichlidae
Exons: 2
Coding region: 305-1990 (561 amino acids)
Source: RefSeq, a predicted model, not a curated record
CAACAAAAAAAGCGAGACUACAUUAUCAGAAGAUAUACCACAGAUGCCAGCUUUCGAACCAGACAGAAACAAUAUGUGUUCCGAAGAUACAACACGGAUGCUGACUUUCAAAGCAGACAGAAGCAAUAUCUGGUCCAAAGGUACAACACGGAUGCUGACUUUCAAAGCAGACAGAAGCAAUAUCUGGACCAAAGGUACAACACGGAUGCUGACUUUCAAAGCAGACAGAAGCAAUAUCUGGUCCAAUGGUACAACACGGAUGCUGACUUUCAAAGCAGACAGAAAAAAUACAUAAGAACAAAAUAUGCAUCGGAUCAAAAAUACAGGCACAAACAAAAAAAAAUCAAUUCAUGCCAGGUAUCAUAAUGACUCACAAUUCAGACUGCACCAUAUACAGCGCUGUGCAGAGUACCAGAGACACAAAAUGGCUACCACUGCAUCUUUCGCCAUUUAUAAAAAGUUGUGUGCGCAGAGAAUAAAGAAGAAAUACAGACGACUAGUAACACAAUUCCAGCAGGGUCCACAGUCUGAAGCACAGCCCCAGCUUGUAGUGAAUAGUGUGAUGCAAGCAGCCACAUUAGCUUUCCGUGAAACAAUUAAGUUAGGACCCACCCAUGUCUGUACAGUGUGCCACAGAACUCUGUUUCCUAAUCAAGUAAAACACUGCAAAAGAUCAAAGUAUGUUAAAAAUAGUCACAUUGUUGACACCUGCUUGACAGGAAAAUUUGUCCAUGUUUGUGAUAGUGAAUGUACAGCUAAUUGUACCUUUCCAAAACAAAGAAUGCAAGAGUGGAUUUGCUAUAACUGUCACAGCCACCUACAACGAGGAAAGAUCUCUUCCAUCACAGUGGCAAACAAUUUAGCACUAGCACCCAUCCCAGUUGAACUGAGUCAAUUAAAUGUACUAGAACGACAACUGAUUGCUAAAAUUCUCCCGUUUGCCAAAAUCAUUGCAUUACCAAAAGGACAGCAAAGAGCCGUACAUGGGGCUGUUGUUUGUGUACCGUCAGACGUGGAAACCACAGUAAACUGUCUUCCCAGACCUAGCAAUGAAGCCCAGCUCCUGCAAGUACAACUGAAAAGACACAUCAGAUUCAAAGGAUACCAACACUUCUACACUGUGAACAUGAAGAAUGUGUUAGCAGGCUUAUCAAAGCUAAAAGAGAUGCAUUCAGAAUACAAAGAUGUAUCUAUUGAUGAUGACGCAACUUUUGCUGAUCCCACAAAUAAUCAGAUAAUCGAGACGGAACAUGACACUGCUGAUACAGAUAUUCAAGAUGCACUGCCCAGAAACUUCGACAACCAAAUUGUACCAGAAAGAAGAACCACUGAGGAUACAACAGCUGAAAUACUUGAGCCAUGUCAUGAUGUAAACGAACUAUUGGAGCCUGAACAGUCAAAUGGAGAGCCCUUACAAGAUACGGAGAAAGAAAAGGAAGAACUUCGCCCUGGUCUUGUUCUAGACACCUGUAUGCAACCACCAGAUAUAGCACAGGACAUUUUAUCAUAUGGUGAAGGAAUAUUUAGCAUUGCACCCGCCCAAGGAAAUAGACCUGUUGGCUUCUUCUCUAUUCCUAAACUUGAAGCCAUGGCCUUUCCUGUGCAGUUCCCAACUGGACAGAACACAUUAGAUGAAGCCAGACAAGUCAAACUGUCCCCAAGCAUGUAUUUUAAUACACGGCUGUUCUCUGCAGAUACACGGUUUGCAACUGACCAAAGCUACCUAUUCUUUGCACAGUUUGUAACAGAAACACACAUGGCUACAAACAGCAUGUCCAUCCAAUUGCGCAAAGGUAAGGCAAUCACCAAGGAUGGAUGUAGAAUUUGUAACAGAAUGCUUCAAAAUAAAGACGAAGUGGAGAGACUGAUAAAUAACAAAGAUGCAACAUGCUUCAUGAAACCUCUGAGAGGUACUCCAGCCUAUUGGGAAAAGGCACUGAAAGAUCUCCAUGCUAUGGUCAGACAGUUAGGAAAGCCAACUUUUUCCUGA